Molecule: messenger RNA, 2840 nt
Organism: Mustela lutreola (European mink)
Lineage: Eukaryota; Metazoa; Chordata; Mammalia; Carnivora; Mustelidae
Gene: SLC29A4
Product: solute carrier family 29 member 4
Exons: 11
Coding region: 377-1939 (520 amino acids)
Biological process (GO): nucleoside transmembrane transport
Cellular component (GO): plasma membrane
Molecular function (GO): nucleoside transmembrane transporter activity; monoamine transmembrane transporter activity
Source: RefSeq, a predicted model, not a curated record
AGAGGGGAAGCGGCUGGGCUGUCUUCUGAGGUCGUGGCGGCUGUGCAGUCCCCAUCGGCUCUACAGAGGGCAGGUAGCGAGGUCCAGAAAGGGUGAACUCCCCGCCCUGGGACACACAGCCUGCGGGCUCUGGGGAGCCCUCCCCGCGGCCCCCCGCAAUUGCUCCAGUGUUUUCUCGGCGCUUGGGAACAGAUGGCUCCAAUUCCCACCCACGGAAGCCAAACAUUUUCCCUGGUUACCCUGCUAAUGUGCUCACAAGCCUCCUCUUGUAAAUAGAGAGUACAAAGGCUCCCGCGAACAGCGUGCCCGACCAGCGAAUUCCGAGUCCACCGGAGAGCCCUCAGACCGAGCGCAGCAAGCCCCAGCCCAGGCUGCCAUGGGCUCCGUGGGCAGCCAGCGCCUCAAGGAGCCCAGCGUGGCGGGCACGCCGGAAAGGAGUGUGGUGAUGAGCUUCAGCUUCGACAGCUGCCGGCCGGAGGAGGAGGGGACGGCGGGGACGACUCAGGGCCAGGGCGUCCCGGGCUUCACGGACUCUGCGGUCGAUGAGCCGGUGCCUGACGACGGCUACCACGCCAUCUACUUCGCGAUGCUGCUGGCCGGCGUGGGCUUCCUGCUCCCCUACAAUAGCUUCAUCACCGAUGUGGACUACCUGCACCACAAGUACCCAGGGACCUCGAUCGUGUUCGACAUGAGCCUCACCUACAUCCUGGUGGCUCUGGCAGCCGUGCUCCUGAACAACGUGCUGGUGGAGAGACUGAGCCUGCACACGAGGAUCACUGCGGGCUACCUCUUGGCCUUGGGCCCCCUCCUCUUUAUCAGCAUCUGUGACGUCUGGCUACAGCUCUUCUCUCAUGACCAAGCUUACGCCAUCAACCUGGCCGCUGUGGGCACCGUGGCCUUAGGCUGCACAGUGCAGCAAUCCAGCUUCUAUGGGUACACGGGGAUGCUGCCCAAGAGAUACACCCAGGGCGUGAUGACCGGGGAGAGCACAGCAGGUGUGAUGGCAUCCCUCAGCCGCAUCCUCACCAAGCUGCUGCUGCCGGACGAGCGGGCCAGCACGCUCAUCUUCUUCCUGGUGUCCGCCGGCCUGGAGCUGCUCUGCUUCCUGCUGCACCUGCUGGUGCGGCGCAGCCGGUUCGUGCUCUACCACACGGCGCGGCCCCGCGACAGCCGCCCGGGCCGCAGAGCUGGCUACCGCGUGCACCACGACGUCGCCGCGGGGGACGUCCACUUCGAGCACCAAGGCCCAGGCCUGGUCAAUGGCGGGUCCCCAAAGGACAGCCCGGCCCACGAGGUGACCAGCGGGGGUGCCUACACGCGCUUCGACAUGCCUCAGCCCAGAGUGACACGGAGCUGGCCCUCCUUCCAAGCCCUGCUGCUGCACCGCUACGCUGUGGCCCGCGCCAUCUGGGCCGACAUGCUCUCCAUCGCCGUGACCUACUUCAUCACGCUGUGCCUAUUCCCGGGGCUCGAGUCUGAGGUUCGCCACUGCGUCCUGGGAGAGUGGCUGCCCAUCCUCAUCAUGGCCGUGUUUAACCUCUCCGACUUCGUGGGCAAGAUCCUGGCGGCUCUGCCCGUGGACUGGCGGGGCCCCCACCUGCUGGCCUGCUCCUGCCUGCGCGUGGCCUUUAUCCCCCUCUUCAUCCUGUGCGUCUACCCCAGCGGCGCGCCUACCCUGCGCCACCCGGCCUGGCCCUGCGUCUUCUCUCUGCUCAUGGGUGUCAGCAGCGGCUACUUUGGCAGCGUGCCCAUGAUCCUGGCGGCGGGCAAAGUGAGCCCCAAGCAGCGCGAGCUGGCAGGGAACACCAUGACCGUGUCCUACAUGACGGGGCUGACGCUGGGCUCGGCGGUGGCCUACUGCACCUACAGCCUCACCCGGGACACUCCCAGCAGCUGUCUCCGCACGUCCGCCAACUUCUCCUUCCCCUCCAGCCUCUGAACCAGGCCUGGGCACCCCCCCCCCCCGCACCACAGCCCCUGACCCGAGGCCCGAGGCCCCCUCCCACCCCCCUGCCUACAGUGCCUGCGGGACCCCGGCCUCCUCCGGUGACAGUCACGCCCGUCACUCCGGCCCCAGGGUUCUGCUGAGCCAUCGGCCACCCCAGGCCACCCAGCACUGUGCUCCCUGUUCUGUCUCACAUCUGCCCUUCCCCGUGUGUGUGUGCAGUGCCUCCUGGGGUCGCGGCCAUCCCCGGCCUGGAGAGCAGACCACCCCACCCGUGGCCCCGUGACCCCAGCCCUCCUGUACCAGGGAGCCCUCAUGGACAGAAGAGGUCCUCAAGGAGAGGGGCUCCCCACUCCCCCCCAUUCCCAAACACUGGUUCUCCCAAGCAAAAUCCAUUUGCCAUGAAGGAACAGUAGCCUUGGGUCCUGGUGGCCUCAGACCAUGGUCUCCACUGGCCUCUCCACGACCACAGCUUCUGCACUGGCCUGGGUGCCCCCUCCCCCUGCUGCCGUGCACCCGGGCGCCCAUCUGAUGCCACCGGCCUGGCGGUCUGCACCUGCCUGGGGACCCCCACCACAUCUCUGGCUGCUCCACCCUCUGCUACAAGGGACACACUCCGGCGGAAGUCCUGGCCUGCGUCAGUCCUUGACCUUCAUUCAGCGAGGCCCGAGGAGGGACGUGAGUCCCUGUGCCGAGGGAGGGGUGUGGGGUCCCUGCCCAGCCAGGACCCUCAAACUGAGGGAAUCCUAGAGCAUCUUGCCAAAGACAGGCUUUUCCAGGGGAGGAGAGCCUGCCCUGCCACGCCCAUGGCACCCCUGUGAGCACCCGCCCCUGUGUCCUGUCCCCCGUCUGUCCACUAACUGUACCGCACUGGCCAUUAAAAGAUGAAGGCGGA